This is a messenger RNA of Cygnus atratus (black swan), 1551 nucleotides long. RefSeq names its product leucine rich repeat transmembrane neuronal 2 (gene LRRTM2). The transcript is spliced from 2 exons. Gene Ontology annotation, molecular function: protein binding. Bases 1 to 1551 code for a protein of 516 amino acids. The record is from RefSeq and is a predicted model, not a curated record. NCBI's taxonomy places the organism in Eukaryota, Metazoa, Chordata, Aves, Anseriformes, Anatidae.
AUGGGCUUACAUUUCAAGUGGCCAUUAGGGGCUCGUAUGCUGGCAGCACUAUAUGCAAUGAGUAUGGUUUUAAAAAUGCUGCCUGCCUUGGGCAUGGCUUGUCCACCAAAAUGUCGCUGUGAGAAGCUGCUCUUUUACUGUGACUCUCAGGGGUUUCACUCAGUGCCAAACACCACUGAAAAGGGCUCUCUAGGUUUGUCACUGAGGCACAAUUUUAUUACUGAACUUGAAAGGGAUCAAUUUGCAAGCUUCAGUCAACUUACUUGGCUUCACUUAGAUCAUAAUCAAAUUGCAACAGUCAGAGAAGAUUCUUUUCAAGGACUAUAUAAACUUAAGGAAUUAGUCUUAAGUUCCAACAAAAUCUUUCAUUUGCCAAACACAACUUUUAGCCAGCUGCUUAACCUGCAGAAUUUGGACCUCUCUUUUAAUCAGUUGUCCUCUCUGCACCCCGAGCUGCUCUACGGCCUCCGCAAGCUGCAGACCUUGCAUUUGCGCUCCAACUCCCUGCGGACGAUCCCCGUCCGCCUGUUCUGGGACUGCCGUAGCCUCGAGUUCCUGGAUCUGAGCACAAACCGCUUGCGAAGUUUGGCUCGCAAUGGAUUUGCAGGAUUAAUCAAGCUGAGGGAGCUUCACCUAGAGCACAACCAGCUGACAAAGAUUAAUUUUGCUCAUUUCCUCCGGCUGAGCAGCCUGCACAUGCUCUUCUUGCAGUGGAACAAAAUUAGCAACUUGACGUGUGGGAUGGAGUGGACCUGGGGCACCUUAGAAAAGCUAGAUUUGACUGGAAACGAGAUCAAAGCCAUCGACCUAACAGUUUUUGAAACUAUGCCUAACCUUAAGACCCUGCUCAUGGAUAACAACAAGCUGACCACCCUGGAUUCCAAGAUCCUCAGCUCGCUCCCGUCCCUCACCACCGUGGGCCUCUCGGGCAAUCUGUGGGAGUGCAGCCCCAAGAUCUGCGCCCUGGCCACCUGGUUGAGCGGCUUCCGCGGCCGCUGGGAGCACCCCAUCCUCUGCCACAGCCCCGACCACACCCAGGGAGAGGACAUCCUGGACGCGGUGCACGGCUUUCAGCUUUGCUGGAAUUUAUCGACUGUGGUUACGUCCGUGGCUCCGACCUCCGCGGUCCCCACCACCGAGUACACAAAAAGAAUAAGCUCCUCUAAUUUCCAUAUGGGAGACAAAGAAAUCCCAACCACGGCAGGCAUGGUCGUCACCACCGAAGAACCUUUCCCGGAGCCAAACAAUGCCAUCUUCACUCAAAGGGUAAUUACAGGGACAAUGGCUUUAUUGUUUUCUUUCUUUUUUAUCAUUUUUAUAGUGUUCAUCUCCAGGAAAUGCUGCCCUCCCACAUUAAGAAGAAUUAGGCAGUGCUCAAUGAUUCAAAACCACAGGCAACUCCGAUCCCAAACACGGCUACAUAUGGCAAAUAUGUCAGACCAAGGACCAUAUAAUGAAUACGAACCCACCCACGAAGGACCCUUCAUCAUCAUUAAUGGCUAUGGACAAUGCAAGUGUCAGCAGCUGCCAUACAAAGAAUGUGAAGUAUAA